Molecule: messenger RNA, 655 nt
Organism: Drosophila erecta
Lineage: Eukaryota; Metazoa; Arthropoda; Insecta; Diptera; Drosophilidae
Exons: 1
Coding region: 126-380 (84 amino acids)
Source: RefSeq, a predicted model, not a curated record
GGUGUCAAAAUGACAAGCAGAGACAGCUAAAAAAAGAAAGAAGGGAAGCGAAGGAUGCACACACUUACACACACACAGACAUAUGUACACUGGAAUCCAAGAGGAGUGGGUAGGACGUGCGAUGGAUGGAUGUCCGCCCUACUGGCCGCCCCUUUUUGGAGCCGCCCCUUCCGCCUGUUAGCCCGGCUAACUGUGUAAAUGGCAAAGCGACAGCAGCAUUUGCUAACUUUGCUGCAGCAGCAACAAAGGCCACAGCACAGCGCCAACAAAAACUACAUAAAUGUAUCUAUAUCUAUAUCUAUCUAAGCGAUGGCCGUGCAUUGUAUUGCAGUUACGUGCUCGAUGGUCCAGCAAAAUGGCGAGGCGAAAAAAAUCUCUGAAACAAAAUCAACAAAGAAGCACCAAGAACAGCAGGGGUCUUUUCGUUCGAAAAGUCUUGAAUACACUAUUCGUAUAAACACUUGGAAGCACUUCUCCUUGAAUAGCCAGAUCACAUUUAAAAAAUAGAUUUAUACCCGCUGUGUAUUGCUGAAAAUAUUCAGAAAGCUUGUAGAAAUAUUUAAGCAAUUAAUUUUUAGAAAUAUUUGUAUUGUAUUUAUACUUGUGUGUAGCGAUUUAGUUUUUUCCUAACCCACAAGAUUAUAUAUUUAAUAAA